Penaeus monodon (black tiger shrimp) is the source of this 2139-nucleotide messenger RNA. Its product is annotated as pollen-specific leucine-rich repeat extensin-like protein 1. The transcript has 6 exons. The record is from RefSeq and is a predicted model, not a curated record. Lineage: Eukaryota; Metazoa; Arthropoda; Malacostraca; Decapoda; Penaeidae. Gene Ontology annotation, cellular component: extracellular matrix. The coding region runs from base 1 to 2139 and encodes 712 amino acids.
AUGAAUGAACCAAAACGCAUCACUCUUGCCGAGAGCUUCUGCGUCGGCCAUGGCGAUGACCUAGGUUGGCAAAGAGGUGUGACUGAGGCUAUAUAUGCGGCUUCGUCACCGUCGCUCGUACAUCUUUUUUCCAUGAUGCACCCGAGCAUUCGAGGCUACUGGGCGUCCAGAUCGGUCGCAGGAUUUACAGACGAGGCUUCUGCGUGGCUGACCUGUGAAACUUCAACUACAGCGACCUUGUCAGACAACUUUGUGUCACUGAGUUUGUGCCUACAUGACACUGUGAAAUAUACGUUGCGACAAUACGAACUGUCAUGUGAGAAGUCGAAGGCUGACCAUGACCCUCUCACUGUCAUGACGGUCAUUCUGUCGCUCUCCCUCCUGAUGGGGGUCAGUUCAGUCAGCGUGCCGGUCCCCGAUCAGGCCCUGGACUACGUGUUUUCGUACGGCGUCAACGACGACAAAUCGGGCAGCAGUUUCGGCCACCACGAAACGACGGACGGCCAGAAGACGGCGGGCGAGUACCGCGUCGCCCUCCCCGACGGCCGCCUGCAGGUGGUGAAGUACACGGCGGACGAAAACGGCUACAACGCCGUCGUCACGUACGAGGGAGUGGCAACGCACCCCGACCAAGACCCUCACGCCCCCACCUCCCCUGCCCCUGCUGUGGUGACGACUGUUCACCCCCCUACUGCCCUGGCGCCCACUCACCCUCCUGCGGUUCUCCCGGCCCCGACGCGCCCUCACCACGCCGUCCCGUCACCAACGCCCCCCACACGUGGCCCCCCGGUCCCGACGCACCGGCAGAUUCCUCCUCAUCCCUCGGCAUUCCCAGCCCCACUCCCCGUGCCUUCGAAUGAUAUCCACCGCCUCCCGGGCCCUGCCUUCGCCGGCCAUUUUCCUCGGCCGGAGCCUGUGCGCCCUCGACCUCAACUCAUCAGCGUGAAUGGUGAACCCAUCGGCCAGCCUCGAGGCCCCGUCUUUCCUCACCUGAUACAGGGUCCACAGCAUUCGGAGCAUAUCCGCCCGCACGCAUUUCUUCAGUUUGGGCCAGGGCAUCCCGCAGUGGCAGAGCGCCCCCCUCCGGCAGAUUUGUCCCUUUUUGUCCCUGAAGAAGAUCUGCAUAAGGCUGAUUUCCCGAGCCUUUUGUCCAAUGCAGUUCCUCUGCAUUUUGGUAACGCUGUUCCUCUUCCUGUCACUCCUAUUCCCCAACACCAUGUCGUUGUACACCCUGGGAAUCCUCUCCCCCUUCGCCCUAUCAGUAGACAUCACGGUACUCCUAUUCCUCAUAGUACUACUCCCGUCUCCCAUCAUGUCACCCCUGUACCCCAUCAUGUUGAUCCGUCAGACCACCAUGUCACUCCAGUCCCUCAUGUUGGGUCUUUCGUCCAUGAUAUUACCCCUAUUCAUGACGUGACUCGCGCCCCACACCAUGGCAAGCAAAUUUCCCAUCACGUUAAUCCAGCUGCACAUCACAACCCUGUAGUUCAUCAUAUCAAGUCUGUUCCACACAACGUCCCAGCCCAUGUCGUUCCUGGGCCCGCUUUGCCGAACUCCGUGCCCCUUCUUCCGAAUUCAAGUCCUUUCCACGUUGGCUCAGUUCCCCUUCACAACGGCCUGCUGCCAGUCACGCCCUCCCCAGGUCUCCAUCACGGCCACGAACACGUCCCGCACCACCCCACCAGUCUCCCUCAUCAUCCCACCCUUACCCCACACCAUACGAGUUCCAUUGCACACCACUCUUCACCAAUCCCGCACCAUACAAGUCCUAUAACACACCACCCCACCACUAUCCCACACCAUACACUUCCCAUUACACACCACACCAGCCCCAUCAUACACCACAGCACCCCUCUCCCACACCAUUCGAGUCCUAUCCUGCCACACUCUAACCCGAUACCACAUCACUCGUCCCCCCUGCCAGGCCUGCACCAAUCUGUAUCCUUCCAUCCUCCAGCUUCUAUUCAAGACAAAGGCGUCCGAAGGGCCAAAUCCUUCCGCAAUAUCUUAGGAGGGAGUGACAUCCCUCCUUUCCUCCCUGGGGCGCCAACCUUGGACCGAGGGCAGUACCUUCGCCAUAAGGGCCUCGACAGACCGGGCAGAUCGCCUCUUCCUACAACAGAAUCUGAAGAAGAAUGA